Mytilus trossulus (common blue mussel) is the source of this 1483-nucleotide messenger RNA. RefSeq names its product GATA zinc finger domain-containing protein 1-like. Gene Ontology annotation, cellular component: nucleus. The transcript is spliced from 4 exons. Bases 84 to 917 code for a protein of 277 amino acids. NCBI's taxonomy places the organism in Eukaryota, Metazoa, Mollusca, Bivalvia, Mytilida, Mytilidae. The record is from RefSeq and is a predicted model, not a curated record. Gene Ontology annotation, biological process: chromatin organization; regulation of DNA-templated transcription. Gene Ontology annotation, molecular function: sequence-specific DNA binding; zinc ion binding.
AUUGAUUAUAAUUAUUACCUCCCCUAUUUCUUUAUUCUCAAUAAUUUUUUUUGCCUGUUGAAAACACUAAUUUGUAGCUUAUUAUGCCGCUAGGGGCGAAACCAGUCUGCAUUUCAUGUGAGUGCAAUGUUUCGACGCUGUGGAGGAGAGCGACUAGCGGCGAUCCAUUAUGCAAUGCUUGUUACAUUAAACAGAACGAGAGUGGCAUUCAGACGAAUGAAAUUCAGAAUGGAACUUUAACAGGCAUCAAAUCAAAUGGAAAUGGUAAUGGUCCAACACUCAGAAAGAGUUCUAGGAUAAAGCCAUCGAAACACAAGUUCAUAUCAGCAACGAGAGCUCUAGCUACAAAGGGAAGGAGUCGACGUGUUGUUUUUAAGAAAAGUCAACCUCUCAAAGCGCCAACUGCAGUAGCCACAGUAGUAACUGGAGAAAGUGUUUUUCAUGAUGGAAUGUAUUACCAGGUUGGGGAUGUAGUCUCCUUAGUAGACCAUGACCUGUCUGUGUAUUACGCACAGAUUAGAGGUUUUAUGCAGGACCAGUAUAAUGAAAAGUCAGCAGUAAUCUCAUGGUUAUUACCAACACAGAAUAGUCGAGAAGGGAACUUUGAUCCAACCACAUAUAUAAUGGGCCCAGAGGAGGAUUUACCCAGGAGUAUGGAGUAUAUGGAGUUUGUAUGUCAUGCUCCAUCAGAGUAUUUCAAGUGUUCAAGUGGACCUUAUCCAACUGUAUCACAGAAACCAGAUUUAUGUUAUAUAUGGACAACAACAGAAAAUCUUAUAAAGCCAUUACAAUCAAUAGAAGAAGUAUUCAAUGUGAAGACUGUUAAAAAAGAAAAGCCAGCAGAAACUAAACCAACAAAAAUUAAAGAGAAAAAAGUAGAAAAGAAACCUGUAGAAAAAAUGGAAGUGGAUUCAUGAUGAAAAUUAUUUUUUUAAUUUCUAUUUUGUAUACUUGAAAUAAAUGAUUUAUGAGAUGACGCCCUGCUAAUUCUGAUACUAUUUACAAACUAUUAAAUCAUUGUUAAAAAAAGACAAUAGUAGGUACUAUACUGUUUAAUAUAUCUGUUUUGUAUUGCAGUAGAUAACCCAAUAAAAUAUGUUAUUGAGUUUCUUGUAAAUGUUCAAUUAUAUGAUAAUUUUAUCAAACGUUCAGGAAGAAGCUGAUGUAAAACUCAAACUGAUGAAAAAAUCACUUGAAUCAAACUGUUUAAACCUAUGAAACCAAUAAAGAUUGUUGAAACAGUCCAAUUCUUAGAAAAUUUAUUGAUAAUAUUAACAUUGAACUGAUAGACCAUGACCACUUGCUAAACAACAUAUGAUACUGUAACAUGUGUAAAGAAUGAAUUGUCUUGAAAAUUGUAAAAUACUUGUAUUGUAACAGUGUGAAUGUGGAGACGAAAAACUUAACUUGUAAAAUACAGUAUUGAAUGAAUUAAAGCAAUUGUAAAUUACUGAAGUUACACCAAUAAAGUCAGUAAAAACUU